AUGGUGGAAGCUCUUAAACACACGACGGACUAUUUAUUCCUCCAACAAUCGCAUUGCGACGUCCAGUUUUGCUUCCCAAAUGAUGAGAAACCAAUCAGAGGUCAUGUGAAAAUUUUGUCAUCCAGAAGUUCUAUUUUCGCCGCAAUGUUCCAGCAUGACAUGCAAGAGUUCAAGACGGGCCAGGUCGUCAUUCAAGAUACGGAACGGGACAUAUUCUAUCAACUGGUUCAUUACAUUUACUCCGGCCGGACUUGGACGUCGUUGAAUGAAGGCACAGCUCAAAAGCUACUCUUGGCAGCUGAUAAGUACAAUGUGACUGGACUUAGCAUAGAAUGCACCAGUUACUUGAUUUCAAACAUCACAUGGGAGAGAGCUGUUGAUUUGAUGAUUUGGGCUCACGUGCAUUCAAUUGAUAAAGUCAAAGAAGCGGCCCUCGACAUUGUCGCAAAAAAUGGAAAGCAGAUUUGCCCUUUAAAAGCCUGGGAGGGACUGGUGAUCAAUUAUCCUCACCUUUGUUUGGAGGCAACUAGGCGCAUGAUAGCAUAG
Daphnia magna is the source of this 546-nucleotide messenger RNA. RefSeq names its product speckle-type POZ protein B-like. The record is from RefSeq and is a predicted model, not a curated record. The transcript has a single exon. Gene Ontology annotation, biological process: regulation of proteolysis; proteasome-mediated ubiquitin-dependent protein catabolic process. Lineage: Eukaryota; Metazoa; Arthropoda; Branchiopoda; Diplostraca; Daphniidae. Bases 1 to 546 code for a protein of 181 amino acids. Gene Ontology annotation, cellular component: nucleus; cytoplasm. Gene Ontology annotation, molecular function: ubiquitin protein ligase binding.